This is a messenger RNA of Cooperia oncophora, 378 nucleotides long. Lineage: Eukaryota; Metazoa; Nematoda; Chromadorea; Rhabditida; Trichostrongylidae. The record is from the annotation of a GenBank genome assembly.
AUGUCCACAUGGAUGAACAAAAAGCUCGUCGGUAUCCGUUACAUCAGCGAUCGUGUAAUACAAGCCGAGUUCCUUAUAAGAAAGAGACGUCUCAGGAUUAUUCAAGUUCAUGCGCCGACUUCUGCCGCAGCAGAUGAAGAGUAUGAGCAGUUCCUUGACGAGGUAGAAGCAGCACGACAUCCGUUUAGAAGUCCAGCUGUACCCGAAAUAAUCUUCGGCGACUUCAAUGCAGUCAUAGGACGCUCUCCCAACCAUGUGCCUGGAUGCGGACCUCAUGCUACUGGUAGAAGAAACGUUAGAGGCACGACACUGCUGUCAUUCUGCUCCGCAAAUGGCCUUUUAGUCGCCAACACAUUCUUCAAGAAAAAGGUUUGGUAG